Molecule: messenger RNA, 2397 nt
Organism: Podarcis muralis (Common wall lizard)
Lineage: Eukaryota; Metazoa; Chordata; Lepidosauria; Squamata; Lacertidae
Gene: HCFC1R1
Product: host cell factor C1 regulator 1
Source: RefSeq, a predicted model, not a curated record
CAUCAUGGGAGCGUCUUUAAAUGGCUGCCUGUGAGCGCAAAGGCUGCUGGGAUUCCCAAAGCUUGGCAGGGAGAGCUAAGCGCUAGUCGGGUCAAGGCAAACUUCCUUUAUCCUGAAGUGGCCUUAAGGAUCACAGGAGAGCGACCUGUGAUCUCAUGAGCCUUUAGGACAAAAAGGGGCAGUUGCAGAUUUAUCACUAACACAUUAGCAACCUCAAAAUCAAAAACACACAUAACACUUUUAAGGAUGGUAGAGCUGAAUCCUACACAACAAUCAGGUUAAGGUUACCAGGUUUUUUUCAAUGAAUCUGGGGACACUUUUCAACUUCCUACUAAAUAGAUGGAAUUUGUCAGGGGACUGAUUUGUAAAUGCAGGGACUGUCCCCCGGAAACAGGGACAUCUGGUAACCUUACAUCAGGUAUUACUUUGAACAGACACAACUUCCAAGAGUUAUCCAAUGUAAAGACCACCACUAUCUGAUCGAAACACUUAGCUUAAUUAAGGUGUUGGAAACCUAAAGAGCAUCUGCAGAGACCCCUCUGAUAAAGACCUUACCUGAUAAGAAACAGAAAGGAGCUUUGUAUGUGGGACUCAGCCUUACGUCUCAAAAUGAGCAGCUGGAAAAGCGCCUGAAGACAACAGGUGCAAUAUCUAAUGCAGUGGCUUUUCAAAGGAAUUUAUGCAUGCAUGCACCACCCCUUUUCCCCGGCAGAGACUUGAGGCGGCUUACAGACAAAAUAGGAACAAAUAGAAUUAAGCAGUAUGCAAAGGGCCCACUUAAUAAAAAGAUCACGUGAGACCAGCUUCCUUGCUCAUAUCAAUUGCCCCCUAAAGUGCACAGCUUCAGAGGAUCAUCAGCUAUGCUCAGUCAUAUACAGGGGAAGGGGAAGGCUCUUCAGGCCUGGUCAGUGUUCUGCCUGAACCAAGUAUAAACCCUAGGAUGUUCUCUCAAAUCCUUUCUAACACACAACAAUCCACUUCCAUCAAUAUACUAGCUCCGCUUUGCAUCGGGCUGAAGGCACCAGAACAAUCCUUUAAAAAUAGGCAGCUUUUUCACAGAUGGAUCAGACAACUGGCCAGCAAUCGCCAACAAUUAUUCCAUCCAGCCCAUCCACGUGCUGCUCCUUCUUGGCUGGGAGCAGGGGUUGGAGCCACACCAUGCCCUCCAGCAGGCAGCGGCACACAGCACGCAGAAUGCCAUGGAUAAGGCAAAGCCAGGGCUUGGUGAACUUCAGUAAAAUACAGCAGUCCCGGUGCCGGUCAACAUCCUUCGCUUUCAAACGCCAUCUGGAGCAUAGAGAUCAGGAACCCAGUUCCAAACACUUCCUCUCAGAGGACAAGAUGGCUGCCCGCUUCAACUCUCUUAGCCUGGACAAUGACCAUGUCUACAGCUCCAAUGGUUUCCCUCUCUACGAUGAAGAUCCCAAGUGGCAGGAGGCAUACGCACGCCUGAAAGAACUGCAGCAGAGGCUGUCCCAAGAUGGAGCAAGUGAAGAAGCUAGUUCAGACGAGGAUGAGCACAACAGUGUGCUUGUGGAUGGGGAAUUCAUUAUGGCAGAUUGCCCCAUACUGGCACAUCCUUCCUUCCUACAAGAGCCCGUUGGAGGAGUCAGCCUUGUGCCUGAAGAGGUAUUUCUUUCUCUGAAUCCUUGUACAGAAGUGGUCCUUUGGAGCCCUCCUAGUAACUCAGGCUUUCACAGUAUCCGGACAUUGAUGGCUAUCCCAUCUGCCCUCAGCUCUCCUGCACAGCCUCAGCAAGAAGCAGCGACAAUACAAGAGGAAAUGGAAAUAUGAGCUUUCACCCAUCUUGGUCUAAAGCCAAAACUCUCUUUUUCCGGUUGGCCUGUCAGACUUUCAACAAAUGACAUCAUUAUCCAGCAUCAACACAUUUGAUUGCAAUUUUUGUUACAGCAACAUAGGAACACCCAUCAUUUUUCAACCAACUGCAAUGAUCUGAUCCUCUCCCCUCUACUAGAUGUAAAAAUGUGUGAGUGGUCAUUUCUGGUGUGUGUGCAUAUUGCUAUUUUCUUUUUCAAUAGGAAAGAUGCCAGUACUUAGGAAAAAGUGCAACUGUGGUGUCUCAAGGUGCUAUGACUUAGAAUGUUAAUAUUGCUUUUUAGAAGCAAUUUCAAAAUGAGCUUUCUGAACUUCUCCUUUUUAUUUUAUCAGAGAGCUGAUAGCCCACCCUACAAAAAAAAAGUGUUUGUGUGAAGAUCAACUAACAUUUUCUCUUUCCUUGCGGGAGCAGCAUCUUGACCUUUUACUUCCAGAGAGCUGAAAACAAGAUGUUAUUCCAGAGGGUACCAACAGAUGGAAAUAUGACAAAAAAAAUCCCUCUUGCCACCAAAGGAUGGGUAGCCAUGCUUUGGAGAAAUAAAAGAAUAAGAGGUGGUUUCA